Molecule: messenger RNA, 3078 nt
Organism: Zootoca vivipara (common lizard)
Lineage: Eukaryota; Metazoa; Chordata; Lepidosauria; Squamata; Lacertidae
Source: RefSeq, a predicted model, not a curated record
UGUACAGACCUGCUAUUUCUUUUCCCCAUCUUAUACGGUAAAAUAAUGAAUUGUCAGGAAAGACAAAGAAUAACAUCCGCUGCUGAGGGUAUGGCAGAAUUGAUGUCUAUGGACUCAUCUGAAGUAUCCAACACAAGAGAUGAGCAGGAAGAGGAGAUUAUGUAUCAGCCAUUGAAAGUAUAUUUGAGAGUGCGGCCCUUUUCUAAGGCAGAGCUUGAAAACAAUGAAAACCAGGACUGUUUGAUUAUUGAAAAUCAAGAAACAGUGACUCUUCACGCACCUAAAUACUCUACUGCUAUGAAGAACAGUGAAAAGGGAAUUGGACAAUCAGCGCAUCAGUUCACCUUUACACAGGUUUUUGGACCAGAGACUUCUCAAAGUGAAUUUUUUGAAGGAACAAUGAAAGACAUAGUAAAAACUUAUAUCAACGGAGUGAAUGGACUUGUGUUUACCUAUGGUGUGACUAACGCAGGCAAAAGUUUCACUGUUCAAGGUAUCCAAUUAUUCUUCAUGGGGUCAAAUAGAAAAGAUCUAACAAUGGCAUAUAUUGAAAAGAGGCUCAUUGUUUCUGCAGGCUGCUCAAAAGAUGGUGGUAUCCUUCCCCGCUCUCUUGAUCUCAUAUUUAACCAUGUAAGGGGAAGACAGUAUCCAAAGAUGAACUUAAAACCAUGCUUCAGCAAUCUUACCAAGAGGCUAAAUGAUAUGCAGGUUAAGCAAGAAGAAUCCAUCAAAGCUGCCCUUCUUGCUUCUCUGAAAGAGGAUACUGAAAAUACUUCAAAGUCUAUCAGAACUUCAAGUGCAUCAGGCUCAACUUCUAGUAGCUGUAGCUCACCAAGUUUUGUUUUGAAUGAAUCAGAUUCUGAGGUUUAUAGCAAGUGCCCCAGGACCCUGGCAUCUGUAUGGGUUUCUUUCUUUGAAAUCUACAAUGAGUACAUCUAUGACCUGCUGGAUUUAGUGCCUGCAUCGAAAAACCAGAAGCGCAAAGUUUUAAGGAUAUGCGAAGAUCAGGGAGGAAACUCUUAUGUAAAAGACUUAAAGUGGAUCAGUAUAAAGAGUACAGAUGAGGCUUGCAAAAUUCUUAAAGUAGGAAAUAAGAACAGAAGUUUGGCAUGCACCAGGAUGAACCAACAAUCAAGCAGAAGUCACAGUAUAUUUUCUAUUCGACUGCUCAGCUUGAGUGAUGAGAGUGUGCCACGAGUUCUUGGAGUCUCUGAACUCUCUCUCUGUGACUUGGCUGGAUCAGAACGAUGCCAUAAAGCACAAACGUUUGGAGACAGACUGAAAGAAGCAGGCAAUAUUAAUAAUUCUCUUCUUAUUCUUGGAAAAUGCAUUGCAGCUCUAAAGCAAAAUCAAAACCCUAAAUUAAGGCCAGCAUACAUUCCCUUCAGAGAGAGUAAGCUGACCCGCCUGUUCCAGCCAUUCUUCUGUGGUAAAGGCAAAGCUUGCAUGAUUGUCAAUAUUAACCAGUGUGCUUCUACCUAUGAUGAGACAUUGCAUGUAAUGAAGUUUUCUGCUGUAGCAAAGCAAGUUAUUCAAACAUUCGAACACAAAAUUUUUGAUUAUUUUCCAAAAAAAUAUAUUGGAAGGGACGAUAGGCCUACAGUGCACUUUGAUGACUUAUCUGCAGAGCAGCUUCCAGAGGAUUCUUGUAUCUCCUCUGAAGAAGAGGAAAUAGAUAUAACUAUUAUGAACCAUGAGGAUCUCUUGAAAAUGACAGAGAUCUUGAAGAGCAAGCUGAUUGCAGAGAGGCAAGGCAAGCUGCUCCUUGAGGUGCAAAUACGCAAGGAGAUGGCCGAAGCAAUGUUUCAGCAACUGAUGGAAACAGAAGAAGCCUGGAGUAAACGCUUAGAAGAUCUGAAAGAAAGGUAUGAAGAACAAUUGGAGAGUAAAUUUGAAAUGUACAAGGAGGCCAUAAAGAAGCAUGCAUACAUGUGUGCAAUGGAUCAAAUUGAAGACCGCUAUGUGCCAAUAGAGGAGUUCCUUGCUGAACAAGCAAAGGUCGAGGACAGAGAAAUGAAAAUACUAGAGUUGAAAGCAAAACUUGGUAAACUCAAUACCUUGCCUUCAGAAUGUCCUAAUUUAGACUCUGCAGAAGGGAACAUUGAUCCAGAUAUUAAAUGCAAUGCUUCAGAUGCUUUGCAGGGACAAUGUGAUGAGAGAGACAAGCAAAUAAGAUCCUUGAAAUUAAAAAUAGAGAAAUUAAAUGAAAUGUUGCAAGAUGCCAAUGAACUCUGCAGACAAGCAAUGGAAGAAAAUAAUAGACUUAAGCAAGAGAUGAUGCAUAAGGAAGAAGAAGUCAAGGGUCUUCAAAACUGGGCUAAGCGUGGCAAUGAGCUUGAAGCCACAGUGUCUUUUUUACAAGAGGAGCUACGUGAAAAUAAAAAACUCCUAAGCGUAGAUUCUAAGCAUCAGAAAUCCAAGAAGGGCUUUUUUGCAAAUCUGAAAUAUACCCUAGCAGAUGUUCCUAAAACAUUCAGUGACAAAGACUCAGAAAAACCUGAGGUAUCUUCUACAAGCUCUCACAAGUGACCUCAGCAACACACAAAGUAAGAAUAAUUGGGAUCCUUCUUGGGGAGGGUUGAAUGGAGCUACUGAAUUAGUACAGGUACUGAAUUGGUGGUUAAUCGGAGAGUGCAAAAGCACUGGAGGCAAUUUCUGCUUUGAAAAUAAAAUGCUUUGCUUAACAAAAAGUUGAGUUAGCGUAUCGGCAUGGCUUAAAUGUGGCCUCAGAUGAUCUUGUUGCUGUAUAGUGCUACUAUCUGCAUCAAGAAUGCCAGAACACAUUAAACACACCAUUGCUUAUGUUUUUCUUGUACUAGGAUAGAUUUUGGAAGUUCCCUUGUUUUAAGAAAUAUAUUUAAUGUUCAGAUCACACUAUCCAUUAUCUCAGCUUCAGGCCCAUUGUACAAAUGUGUAGAAUGAAGCUACAUGAAUUCUGUGAUUGAAUUGCUUUCCUUGUAUGAAGAAAUUGGGAUGGAAAUGUGUAAAGCAGCCAUUUUAUACAUUUGCUAAUAAAAUGUUUACCAAUACUUUACAAGCAGCAGCGAAUGAACUAAACAAUUGUCUACGGAAGCAUAG